Scheffersomyces amazonensis is the source of this 2004-nucleotide messenger RNA. RefSeq lists its product as uncharacterized. The coding region runs from base 1 to 2004 and encodes 667 amino acids. The transcript has a single exon. The record is from RefSeq and is a predicted model, not a curated record. Gene Ontology annotation, molecular function: protein binding; phosphatidylinositol binding. NCBI's taxonomy places the organism in Eukaryota, Fungi, Ascomycota, Pichiomycetes, Serinales, Debaryomycetaceae.
AUGUCGACAAGCUUAUUCAGAUCCAAACAGCUUAAGAGUAAAAGAAGCUUAAAAAGCUUACUUAUUACUGGUCCAAUCGGUCCUCAAAGCAAAGAAUAUCCAACACUAUCAUCCCAAGAUACUUCCAGGACCUAUAUAGAUUAUAACUCAGAUUAUGCAAUUGUUGUUUUGAUAGCAAAAUAUAAAUUUACUUCAGAAAAUCCUCAAGAAUUAAGCAUAGAUGCAAAAGAAUACCUCAAAUUAAUAGACAGAUUGGGAAAUGGUUGGUUAAAGGUGGCUAAACUUGACAAUAAAAAUAUGAUUGGAUUAGUGCCAGCUUCAUAUGUUGAUAUCGCAGUUAACGAUCCUCUCAAGCCUAUAUCCUUAAAGUGGCUAAAUGAAUACAAGCAAGGAAGAAUAACGGAUUUAGAUGUCAAUGAGGAUACUCGUGACUCUAGUGACAACUACAGUCAAAAUUCUUUCGAAGGUAGUUCAAGUACAUAUUCAAAUAACGAUCCUUUUGAUUUUGAACAAGCAAACCCAAAAUCUGUUUCUGUUGAAAAUGUAUUAAAAGACUCUACGGGUAAAUUUUGGUACAAAUUAAAAUUCACCAUGUCGAAUCAAGAUGUUAUUCAUGUUAAGAAGAUCUACCAACAUUUCUAUCACCUUCAUGCUGAGCUUCUCCGGAACUAUCCUGAUUGCUACUUGCCCAAAUUACCUCAACCAAGUAGAAAUUCUACCACAUCGACCAAAUUAUCUAGACACGAUGUUCAGCAUCUCAAUAACUUAAAGACCGAACUAGAUAUUUAUAUCAGUAAGUUAAUAGAUGUUCCAACAAUUAGAUUUUCCAAUGAAAUGUAUGGGUUUAUACAUGAGGGAUUCCGUAUGAAAGACGAAGAGAAAGAUCACAAUCAACUAAUGAGUGAAAUUAUUGAUCGAUUAUCACCAACUUCAAAUGGCAUCCAUGCUUUCUCUACUACAGCUCCAUUACCACUUCCAGAAUCACAUAGGAAAAGUACUGUUGGAAAGAUUCAAACAAGAGAUGAAAAUGCAAAUUACAAAUAUUCUACUUAUAUUCAACAAAACAAAACUGUGGCUAAUUCAACCAGUUCUAAUACUUUAGCUAGUUAUUCUUCAUUAAUAGAAAGAUACGAUGAUGAUUUAUUUCAAAGAAUUAUAUGCAAAGAUGAAGGAGAAACAAGCUUUACUGAAUCGGAAGAUUCUUCUAAAGAUGUUUCAAUUGAUACCCAUAAUACUUCUCUUGAGGAUAAUUCUUUGUACAACCGGUCUAGUGGAUCGACUCAAAACAGCAGUAACUCGGAUGAUGAAGGUUACAAGUCCGCUAAGACGGAGUUUAUUGAUACAUUAAAAGAUUUGAGUCCAAGGGGAUCAUCCAAAUUUGCAAGUGGCCAUUCAUCAUCGAACUCUGAGAGUGAUGUUGAUUCCGUUUUUUCCCAAAAGAACAGCGUCCCAUCUACACCAAACGUUGCAACUAGUGGAUUUUUUGCAACGGAUGAUUGCAUAAUAAAUAUGUGUUCUCCUACGACUCCGGUAACUCCGAUAAUGGAACAUUCUGAGUUAGGAGAUCUUCCAACAUCGCUGUUAUCCAAAUUCUCUUACAGAACUAAUAGAAGAAGUCGGCCUGCUUCAGAAAGGCUCAAAAAUAGGAUAUCAUCAUUAGAAUCAAUAAUAAGUGAUCCUUCGCAACAAGGUCAAUCCGAAACUACUACCAACUUGGGCAAUUCUAAAUGUAAUGCUGGCGAUUAUAUUAAGAUUAAAAUUUUUUUAAAUAAUAGAGAAGACGAUAUUGUGGCGUUGAAAAUUAAGAGAAAUAAUCUAAUAUCAGUUGUAUAUUUGAAAAAAUUAUUAUCAUAUAAAAUUUAUAAUGACUACAACUUGAUAAAUCAUUAUAAACUUCAAGCUCAUGAUAUUGCAGAUGAGAUGGGUGAUGAAGAAUUGUUACAAUAUAUUAAGACAUACAGCAAAAUAAGUUUGAACUUAGUCAGAGUCAGAGGUUCUAUAUAA